Messenger RNA from Xiphophorus maculatus (southern platyfish), 4299 nucleotides. RefSeq names its product ankyrin repeat and BTB domain containing 2 (gene abtb2b). The record is from RefSeq and is a predicted model, not a curated record. NCBI's taxonomy places the organism in Eukaryota, Metazoa, Chordata, Actinopteri, Cyprinodontiformes, Poeciliidae. The transcript is spliced from 18 exons. Gene Ontology annotation, molecular function: protein heterodimerization activity. Bases 359 to 3511 code for a protein of 1050 amino acids.
AUGAUUGUAUGUGAAACGCCGCUGUGGAAGGAGAGAGGAUCAGUUAACCGGCUUUUUAAAUGGUCUUUUACAAUAAUUUUCAGACUUCCGAGCAGCUAUACCGGACUUUUUUAAAUCUAUGAAACCGAGUCUGGCAAUAUUAACAGCGGUAGCACGAUCUGUCGAGUUUCAAAAGACUGUUCUACUUUGGGGAAAGUUUAAAGCCCCCUCCAGACAGAGUUCGGCGGAAAGUCAGCAUGUCAGGGAUGCAUUGCGUUGUGUAAACCAGUUUAACCAGCUUUGCGGGAAGUUUCGACGGCCGCUGUGAUUAACUUCAGAGGUUUCUUCACUCCUACGAAGUGACAUUCGAUUCCCGACAAUGGCAGGUCUGAGCAAGGUCCACAUGAAAACCCUGGAGGACCUGACGCUAGACUCGGGAUAUGGGGCGGGGGACUCCUGCAAGUCCCUCAGCCUGUCCUCCUCCAAGUCAAAUUCCCAGGCCUUUAUGACGACCCCUCACCGGGGGAACUGGUGGUAUUACUCUGGCUCUAUGAACAGCAGGAACAACAGCUGGGACACUGUUAAUACUGUCCUCCCCGAAGACCCGGAGGACAUCUUCUCCAAGUGCCACCGCUUACCUGAGCUGGAGGAGUUCCCUUGGACCGAGGAGGAGGUGGCCAGGAUACUGCGCAAAGUGGCCGAGAGUGGUGGGAGUGCUAAGUCGGGGUCUGCCUCUGUUUUCUCCCAGGAAGCGGUGCGACGUCUGUGCGCUCUCCUCCGUAGGGCUCUCAUCCGCAUCUCCAGAGAGGCCCAGCGGCUCAGCGUCAUGCACUGUCGGUGUACGCGUUUCGAGGUGCAAAGCGCCAUGAGGCUGAUUCUCAGCUGGGCCCUGGCGGAUCAUUGCGUCUCCGCCACCGUCAAGGCCAUCUCCAUGUACUGCAUGAGCGCAGGUGAACUGCUGAGGAAGGGCAAGUCUGCCCGCUGCGGCCUCUCCUUCUCCGUGGGGCGGUUCUUCCGCUGGAUGGUGGACACUCGCAUCUCCGUCCGCAUCCACGAGUACGCGGCAAUCAGCCUAACUGCGUGCAUGGAGGCUCUGGUGGAGGAGAUAGGGCUUCGGGUGCUGAUGGCCGAAAGAGGUCAUUGGGGCCCGGAUUCGGGGUCAGGAUGUGCCCCAGUGACUGCAGAGGCCUUGGAGGCGGUUGUGAACAAUGAUGCCGAGCUGUGGGGAGUCCUGCAACAUUAUGAGCACCUCAUCUGCGGAAAGAACGCCAAUGGUGUUUUGUCACUCCCAGCCCAUUUCAGUCCGUACACAGAGAACCAGCAGACUGUGGACAGUAGAGAGGAUGCUUACGCCCAGCUGGAGCUGAGAACACUGGAACAAUCUCUUCUGGCCACUUGUGUGGGAAGCAUCUCAGAGCUCAGUGACUUGGUAUCCCGUGCCAUGCACCACAUGCAGCGUCUCAGCUCAAUGCGUCCAGGACAGAGCCCUGCCCGUCACGCCCGAGCCCAUCAGCCUGUGUCCUGGUCGCCUGACGCCCUCCACACCCUUUACUACUUCCUGCGUUGCCCACAAAUGGAGUCCAUGGAGAAUCCCAACCUGGAUCCCCCACGCAUGGCUCUUAGCAAAGAGAGGCCAUUUAUGCUGCUGCCGCCUUUGAUGGAGUGGAUGAGAGUGGCCAUAGUUCAUGCCGAGCAUCGCAAGAGUCUGUUGGUGGACAGUGAUGAUGUCAGACAGACCGCCAGGCUCCUCCUUCCUGGACUUGACUGUGAACCAAGACAACUGAAGCCGGAGUGUUGCUUUAGCUCCUUCAAGCGUCUGGACUCCAAAGCUGCCAUAGAUAAAUUCAACCUGGACUUGGGUUUUCGAAUGCUCAAUUGUGGACGCACUGAUCUCAUUGGUCAAGCUAUUGACCUGCUCAGGCCAGAUGGGGUCAACAGCAUGGAUGACCAGGGUAUGACCCCUCUGAUGUAUGCCUGUGCAGCUGGAGAUGAGGCCCUUGUCCAGAUGCUGAUUGAUGCUGGAGCCAACCUUGAUGUGGCGGUUCCAUUGUACUCCCCAAAGUAUCCUUCUGUACAUCCUGACAGUCGACACUGGACAGCUCUCACCUUCGCAGUGUUGCAUGGACACAUCCCUGUAGUGCAGCUUCUGUUGGAUGCGGGAGCCAAUGUGGAGGGGGCAGCAGUCCGAAAUGGUCAGGACACCACAGCAGACACUCCGUUGCAGCUGGCGUCUGCAGCAGGUAACUAUGAGAUGGUGACUUUGCUCCUGGGACGUGGCGCUGACCCCUUAACAAGGAGCCAUGAUGGAAAUGCUCUUACUUCAUCUCUUUAUGAAGACAUGAACUGCUUCAGUCAUGCUGCUGCACAUGGACACAGAAACGUGCUGAGAAAGCUACUGACUCAACCCCAGCAGAUCAAAGAGGAUGUCCUGUCUCUGGAGGAGAUCUUAGCAGAAGGAGUGGAGAAUGAAAUUCCAGGGAUGUGUCCUUAUCUUCCAACACCUUCCAAUGGCAGUCCAGCACUGCAGGAGGCAGACAUACCCAAGCUCUGCAAGGCCAGGAUGAAGGCUCUUCAAGAAGCUAGCUACUACAGUGCUGAGCACGGAUAUCUUGAUGUCACCAUGGAGCUUCAUGCAAUGGGUGUCCCAUGGAAACUACAUGUGUGGCUGGAAUCUCUUCGUUGUGCCCAUCAGCAGUCCAAGACGGGGGCCAUCCUCUCUCUUCUCAGAGAGUUUACCACAGUCCGAGAAGAGGACUACUGUGAUGAACUUGUCACCACGGGCCUGCCCCUUAUGUUCACUAUCCUGCGAACCACCAAGAACGAUGCCCUUAUACAGCAGCUGGCAGCUAUUUUUAGUCACUGUUUUGGCUCAGCACCACUUCCAGCCAUCCCUGAGAUGAAGGCGUCUCUUUCAGCUCAGUUGGAUCCACUCUUUCUGAACAACCCAGACAUGUCAGAUGUGACAUUUUUGGUGGAGGGAAAACCAUUUUAUGGACACAAAGUCCUUCUGAUAACUGCUUCUGACAAAUUCAAAUCUCUGCUGGCAUCCUCUGGAUCAGAUGGAAGCCCCAGCAAAGAAAUUGAGAUCAGCGAUGUCAAGUACCAUAUUUUCCAGAUGAUGAUGUCUUACCUGUACUGUGGAGGAACAGAAUCACUGAAAACAAAUGUGAAGGACUUACUGGAGCUUUUGUCGGCUGCUAAUCAGUUCCAGCUGGGGGCAUUACAAAGACAUUGUGAGCUCAUCUGCUCCAAGCACAUAAACCUUGACAAUGCAGUCAGCAUCUACAAGACAGCCAAGGCAAAUAGUUCGGUGGACCUGAGUUCAUGUUGCGAAAGUUUCUUCCUGCAGCAGAUGCCGGCACUGCUGGAAAAAGACGGCUUCAGAACCCUGUUACUAGGAACCAACUGCACUCGACAGGGGAGUAACUGCACUUCUUCUCUGGCUCACAGCCGCAGUGACUCACCUCUGGAAGAGCUGGAGGCCAUCCUGGCUCAGCGUCUACGCUCGCUUUACAUUUCAUCUCAAGUCUGAAGAUGUGAGCGGCUGCAAUGAGACAAGACAAAAAGCAACAAGUGUGUGAAAGUUGCAGAAGAAGGCUUUGUGUAAAUACAGGUGGCUUGGUUCUGUAGGAACCACAUUUCAGAGAAAAUGCUGCAAUACUGUGUACAGUGUGGCACAGUGACUGAUUUAGCAGUUGUUGACUCUGAACAGUGUUAUUUUGUGCCAAGCACUACAUGAUGGCGGUUACUGUGACGAACAGUACGUUUUUCAAAAAGGGUGGUUUGUGUUUUGUUUUUUCUCCAAGGCUCAGGAAGCCUAAAUGGAGAGGCAACUUUCAAAAAUAAAAUACUGCUGCCAUCUAGUGGAAAUCAUGAAAGGACUGGAAUUUGCAGCAACUCCUGGGUUUUGACUGAAGCUAUGUACAGUAACCAUAGACUGAAGAUGCAGAGUGGGAGGAAAGCUCAGUCCAGUCUGUAGUGAAGGAAAUGUUUAUAUUAAAAAGCAAGUACUCUUUUAUAUUGUUUUUUUUGUUUGUUUUUUUUUAACUAAAGUAUGACCAGAAUGACAUUUACUGCUAAGUGGGAUGGACAUUUUCUAUUUAAUGAGAACAAAAGAUGUGAAAGUAUUUAAUGAGGCAUGCCCUUUUAUUUCAAUUUUAAUCCAAGCUAAUUAAUAUUUUAAAAAUGCUUCAGCUGUUUAUGCAGGCAUACUAAUAGGUAAUUAUGCUUAUCUUGAUGUUUACCAUAUUUACACAACCACAACAGAAGGAUUUGAAAAAUAUGUUUUGUCUGAAAUAAACCUUGUGACUCUGACUGGAA